UAAAAGCGCUCAUUAUCAUAUUUUAUUCUUGGAUGCAUUCGUAUUUAGCUUGCCUGCUUGGUAAACGCACUCUCGAGAAAUUAUUCCCACGUGGUCCGGAGGAAGUCAGCUGGGUUAAUAAAUAAAGUAUAAAUAAAUAAGGCGGGAGUUACUCUGCGCCCACAAAAAGGAGUCCAACCCUGUGGCACUCGCCCUUUUCCCUGCGCGGGUCCCGGAGCCUCCCCUCCCCCGCCUCUGGCCCAGUGUAACGCGGCUCUGCGUGGCCCCUACCUGCCGAUGGGAGUGCCCCAUCACCAGGAACACCUCGCCCUUCCUCCGCUCUGGGCUUGAGCUUUACUACUUUCCGGGGAGCAUGGAGCCCGUCACAGCGUGGAGCCCCGACCGGGUCUGCGAAUGGCUGAAAGGCCUGGAGGCCUCGCUGCAGCAGUAUCCUUUCCAGGAGUGGCAGCUGUCAGGCCAGGAGUUGCUGACUCUUUCCUACCGGGAGCUGGAGCAGCUGGGCGUGAAGAGGAUUGGCCACCAGGAGCUCAUCCUGGAUGCCGUGGAGAAGCUGUGCUCACUGACGUAUAGCAUGCCUGAGGAGAGCCUGCGCAGCCUGACGGAAAAACUGCGCACCGUGGCGCACUCGCUGCUGAUGGGGAUCCAAGGCCGAUGGAAGGUGAAGUCCUACAGUGGUCACAGUGCCACCAAGCUGCCCACUGCGGUACUGCAGGCCCUCCUUGACGUCAUUUUGGCGGCCAAGGGCCUCUUCUCCCUACUGAACAGGUACCACUUUGCUGAGCUCCGCAGCCGUUUCGACAGCCGGGACAUCCUGAGCCAGUGCCAGGAGCUGGGCAGCGUGGUGCAUAAGGAUGUCACAGUGUAUGAACGGGAGAAGGACCUCAUCUCCAUCUGUCGCCAUCUAGUGGACAUUUGUGAUAACAUCCUGAGCAGCAGCCCCGAGGACCUACUCAGCCACACUGUCCACCUUGAGAGCGUACAACUGGUGCCUGUUUCCCCUGGCGACCAGCUGGGAAUUGAAAUCACCACCACAAGCUCGGGGGGUCACUACAUCACGGGCACGACCUCUGAGUCGCCUGCCGAGUUCUGCGAGGGGAUCCUAGUUGGGGACGAGGUGAUCCAGGUCAACGAUCAGAUAGUGGUGGGCUGGAGCCGGGCUAACCUGGUGCGGAAGCUGCAGGAGAAGCCCAGUGGAGUUACCCUGGUCCUGAAGAAAGUUCCGGUGUCCAAGAGGCAGGAGAGGGUGACUGGUCCAGCCCCCACCGAGGACGAGGAGCACCCCUCUCUGCUGGGCCGGGUCACGGCCUCCGUGCGCUCCCUCUCCUUCAGGGCCGCGGUCCAAGCCACGGACGCCACAGGAUCCAUGGGCCAGGAGGAGUCGGAACUGGCGUUUGACAGCACACAGCCGGGGAACUCCCCUGACCUCCCAGCACUCACCUGCUAUACAGCCCGGGACGGGGACGAGGACAGCACUGCCGAAGGAGACCACCCGCUGGAAGCCUCAGCCAGAACUGGCCGGGGAAGCGUAAGCUCCUGCCCAGAGAUGACCAGAGAGAAGGAUGGAAGCCAAGCCAAGAAGUCCAGCAUGAAAGGCACACGCACAGCCAUGAGCCGCCGCCGCGUUUCCUGCCGUGAGCUGGGCCGGGCCGACUGCGAUGGCUGGCUCUGGAAGAAGAAGAAAGAGAGCGGAGUCUUUCUCACCUCCAAGUGGCAGCGGUUCUGGUUUGUGCUGAAGGGUCCCACGUUGUACUGGUACACCAGCCAGCAGGAGGAGAAGGCAGAGGGUCUGGUGAAGAUCCCCAGCUACAGCAUCGAGAGCGCAGGCGAGCACAAGAGGAAAUAUGUCUUUAAAGUGUGCCACCAGCGCUUCCAGACGUUCUUCAUCGCUGCAGACAACGUCAAUGACAUGAGCAAGUGGAUUAACUGCUUAAUAACAGCGAUUCAGAAGUAUAAGAAGCUUCACAAGGACCCCCCCAACAGUGAGAACGAGUGCUACAGUGAAACUGAACCCGAAGAUGAGGGUUCCUCCUCCCCACGAAGCCAAAGGAGCAGGGGAAACGCGAAACCCGAGAGUCACACCCUGCCCAAGUCGAAAGGGAGGAAGAUGAAGGAGUCAGGGCCGAGCCCGGUAUUUUCUCCCAGCACUGGGCACAGCAAAGCUUCCGUUGCUGCGGUUGCAGGGCCGACCGAGGACGAGAUGGGCAUGCUGCUCUACCAGCUGAAGGAGGGCGGGGUCUCUAUCACCGGUCAGACGCAGCCACUGACUCACGACCACUUCCGGAGGUCCUUCAUUCGGCGCAACAAGAACCCCAUCAUCAACGAGAAGGCACAUUCCCUGCGGGCCCUUCAGAGCACGCUCAAGGCAAAAGAGGCUGAACUUCAGGUGAUUAACUUUGUCCUGGAGGAUAGCAGCCUGACCGCUGACAAGUUCCGCCAGUGGAAGGAAUGUCACGAGGACCUUUUCCAGGAGAUUGAGAGGCUGUCCAUGAGCAGGAGCCAAGGGCAGGCCCAGGCACAAGCCCAGAACCCCGAGGGCAGCCAGGAGAACAGUGCCAUGGAGCAGCAUGUUUCCGGGGUCAGGCUGAGCUAUGGGGAGCAGCUGGUGGAUCCAGAGGACAGCGGGAGCCCUGCCUCGGGUCCGAAAGGGAGGCCGGACGGGCCUUCAGGGUCCUCCGAGUCCUUCUACAUCUGAGCCACAUGCAGUUGUGCAUGGUGAUGCGUAUGCAGCUCCCCCUAGGGGUGGCCAAGGUGGCGUGCAGCCAGGUGUGCCGACAAAGGACUGAACAAGUGACUAACAGCCUCCCGCUUUAGAUGUGACGUUUGCCUGCCUCCGGGGGGCGCUCACUUUCACAAAAUUAAAUUCACUUAAUAUUUAUCUGCCCACAGAGAAAUCUGGUCAUGUACUGGGUUACAGGUUUUGUCUUAGAGUAAAAUAUUUUUGCAUAAACUGAAUAUUAAUAAUUUUAUUGUGUAUAUAAAAAUGUGAAUACUGAUUUUAUACUUAGACAAAAAAAAACUUCUGAUGUACGAAAAUUACCUCAUUAGGAUUCUGCCACGUGUAAAUACUGUUCGCUUAGAGCUUGUCUUGUUGUUUUUCUUAAAUUUUUUUUAGUCAUCUGUUGGGUCAUUGCCACCCCUACCUGAAUUUGAAAGGCAGGGACAAGAGACUCAUUUGCUAUCAUGUGACAAAUGGAGAAGAGGCUGAGGUAAUGGGGCUAGGGAUGCUGGAGGAGGUCCUGCACUCAUCUUGGAGGGAGGAGGUCCUGCGCUCGUGCUGGAGGGAGGAGGUCCUGCGCUCCUCUUGCUGGGACGUUGGUAUCAGUGUCACCAAGAUGUCUGUGAAGUCGGAGCGCUUUCAGCAGCCUGUCUGUGCUGCAGUUCCUCCUACAUGCUACGAUUGUACAUUGGGUUGCCAUCUGUCCCUUACAGUAUGGGAUUGUUCCAUAUUGGAAGAACUGCUGCAUCCAUAAUAUACGUGGUGAUGCUGUAUUAUAAGGGGCAGGUGCCGACCCUAACGACACCUAUGACUAUACCUGAAUAGAGGCUAAAUCAUGCUUCCAGAA
Messenger RNA from Paramormyrops kingsleyae, 3563 nucleotides. RefSeq names its product connector enhancer of kinase suppressor of Ras 1 (gene cnksr1). Gene Ontology annotation, molecular function: protein binding. Lineage: Eukaryota; Metazoa; Chordata; Actinopteri; Osteoglossiformes; Mormyridae. The record is from RefSeq and is a predicted model, not a curated record.